AUGACGUCUUCUCCAUCCUUCAAUGACAUGGACUUGGUAGAGCCAAUUGCCAUUGUCGGCCUAUCCCUUCGCUUCCCUGACGGGGCCAAUGAUCUCGACCGGUUCUGGGAAUUGAUCACAGAUGCUCGAACUGUGGCGCGGGACUUUCCUUCGGACCGCAUCAAUGUCAAUGGCGCCUACUGGCCCAAGACAACGUCUCCGGUGAAAGGAGGGCAUUUCUUGGCCGAGGAUAUCACAGCAUUCGAUGCGCCGUUCUUCUCUGUGUCGGCGGUGGAAGCUGCCUCCAUGGAUCCCCAGCAACAGCUCCUGCUAGAAACGAGCUAUGUGGCGCUGGAAAAUGCUGGAAUUCCCAUGCAACAGGUGGCCGGGUCCAAAACCUCCGUUUACAUCGGAUGCUUCACCAACGAUUACAGAACCCUCUAUCACAAAGACCUGCGCGACAGCGCUCCGUAUGCAGCCACCGGAACUACAACCACCAUCAAUGCGAAUCGAGUGAGUUGGUUCUACAACAUGACAGGUGCGAGUGUAAACAUCGACACCGCCUGCUCCAGUAGUUUGGUGGCCCUGGACCUAGCCUGCCGGGGGCUGCGGGCCGGUCAGGCAGAGAUGAGUCUUGUCGGCGGCACUAACCUCCUGCUGGCUCCCGAUCUUUUUCAUAUUCUAUCCGGCAUGAACAUGCUCUCCCCCGAUAGCCGAUGCCACAGCUUCGAUGCCCGCGCAAAUGGUUAUGGCCGAGGCGAAGGAGUGGGCAUGCUGGUUCUCAAGCGUCUGAGUAAAGCCGUGCAAGACGGCGAUACGAUUCGCGCCGUCAUUCGCGCCACUGCAACCAACCAGAACGGCUACACCGCCGGUAUCACACAGCCCAGCAAGGGUCUACAGGAAGCCCUGGUCAAUGACUGCUACUCCGAGGCCGGCCUGGACAAGGCCCGAACACUCUAUAUCGAGGCGCAUGGCACCGGCACUCCGGCCGGUGAUCCCAUCGAGGCCGAGGCCCUGGGUGCAAGCUUCAGAGCAAGUCGUUUGCCCGGCGAGCGGCUCUACGUGGGCUCAGUGAAAGCCAAUAUUGGCCAUCUGGAGGGAUCCAGUGGCAUUGCCGGGGUGAUCAAGUCCAUUGGCAUCCUCGAGCGAGGACUCAUCCCUGCCGUUGCCGAUCUCCAGACUGUAAAUCCAAUGAUCGACGAGGAGCAGCUAAGAAUCCAGUUUCCACGAUCAGCCAUUUCCUGGCCCCGGCCAGGCCUGCGACGCAUCUCCGUCAACUCGUUCGGGUUUGGUGGCUCCAACGCCCAUACCGUCCUGGAUGACGCCUAUCAUUUCCUGCAGGAACAUGGAUUGGACGGAGUUGCCUACGUUCCGCGCACUGAGACACCUGGAGAGAGCUCCAGAACUCCUGGGCUGGUCCCAGUGCCCGACAAAGCCGGAAUCAGCAGGACGAUCGCCUCCUUGACCGAGUACUUCGAUUCCCUCGAGACUCCCCCAUCAACGGAGUUCUGCGACUCCCUGGCAUACACGCUGGCCCAACGCCGGAAGCUCAAGGCGCUAGUCUCAUCGCCAGUACAAUCGGGUCAAGCGCCCGAGCUUGCAUUCAUCUUCACCGGACAAGGUGCGCAAUGGUCACAGAUAGGCGUGGAGCUAUGUGCCUAUGCCAAUUUCCGACACAGUCUGGGGGAAGCAGAUUCCUACUUGCAAUCAUUGGGCUGCGAGUGGCGACUGUUAGAGGAGCUGUCGCGCCCAGCUGAAAGCAGCCGGAUCGAUGAACCUCGAAUCAGCCAGGUUCUGUGCACCGCCAUCCAGGUCGCCCUGGUGAACCUGCUGCUCAGCUUCAAUAUCCGUCCCAAGGUGGUGAUCGGCCACUCGUCUGGAGAGAUCGCUGCAGCGUAUUGCUGUGGUGCCAUCUCGGCGCGCAGUGCGUGGAAAAUUGCCUUCUUGCGAGGCUCUUUGGUGUCGACGCUGCGCGAAGAGACCGCGGUUCCCGGUGCCAUGUUGGCAGCAGGGCUCUCUCCAAGCGACGCUGCAUCCUAUCUGGCUCAAUCCGACCCGUUCUUGCAGAGCCUAAGCAUUGCCUGCUUCAACAGCCCCGACAAUGUCACUAUAUCCGGAGACGAGGUGGCCAUCGAUGCCCUGAAGACCAAGCUUGAUGCGGUAGGAAUCUUCGCACGCAAGCUUCGCACCGGAGUCGCAUAUCACUCGAGCCAUAUGUAUCCCGUGGCUGAGGCAUACACAGAUGCCAUCGGAGACAUCGAACCGGGCAUCGACUCCCUCGCUGCGGUGGUCAUGAUUUCCACCGUUUCCGGCCAGCGGGCAUCCCCUGACAUAUUGCGCCAGGGCAGUUACUGGGCCAGCAACCUGGUCUCCCCGGUUCGGUUUCUUCAAGGAUUCCAGAGCAUCUUGAACAAGCGGGUGGCCAAGAAGAUGGAUGGCAGCCACCGAUCGUUGAUGGACAUCGAUACAUGCCUGGAAAUUGGCCCCCACAGCGCUCUCCGGGGUCCGAUCAAGGGCAUUCUGGCGGCAAAAGAGCGGACCAUGACCUACCUAUCUCCCUUGCAGAGGAAGCGGUCAGGCCUGGAAACUAUGCUCGAAUCAGUGGGACAACUCUGGUGCCUGGACCAGGACACCACCACGCUCGUCUCGCUGGCGGAUCUUCCCCCCUACGCAUGGGACCAUUCUCGCAGCUACUUUCACGAGAGCCGGGUGACCAAGAACUACCGUCUGCGAGAGAAACCCCGAUCGGAUUUGCUCGGCGAACCGGCUGUGGACUGGAAUCCGCUGGAAGCCCGUUGGGGCAACUUUAUCAAGCUGUCGGAGCACCCCUGGAUCGAGGACCACCGGAUCAAUGGCACCAUUCUCUUCCCCGCCGCCGGCAUGAUGGCCAUGGCCGUCGAAGCCGUCAAGCUAACCACAGCCGGCGAACGAUCGAUUGCUGGCUACGAGCUACGUGACAUCAGUCUGACGGCUGCCUUAUCCGUACCAGACCGCGAACGAGGCAUUGAAACCCAAUUCUUUCUUCGUCGACAGCCAGGCGGCGCUGGGCGUGACGCCACCUGGUCGGACUUCCAGCUCUGUGCCCUCGUCGAGGAUGAAUGGGAAGAAGUCUGCAGCGGCAGUAUUCGCGUCGAUUAUGGCGUCUCCGAGACUGGCGUAGGCAGUGCUCGCGUAGCGAGUGACCGGGUGCAUGCAAUGCAAGAGCAGUACUCCCGCAUCCACAACAAGGCUGACAGCUCGCUGGAUAUUGAAACAUUCUACAAGCAGCUGCGUCAGUGCGGUCUGGACUUUGGUCCCACCUUCCGGACCCUGAUAGAGGCCCAAUGGCUCGACAAGGAGUGCAGCGCCACGGUUGCGGAUCCGGCUCGAGCCAAGUCAACGGCCAUCCCGGCCAAGAUUCGUCGAGUCUGGUUGGCAUCUUCCGGGCUCGGAUGGCAAGCUACUGACGUCUUGCAUGCAGUGUCCACCGUGGUCGCCGAAGAUCGUCGGGGAUGUGAAGUCCGUUCUCACGCGCUGAGUACAGAUGGGGCCCAUGUGCUGGCCGAGCUGAAAGGGAUCCGCUUGACGGUGGUCAACGACGCAUUGGAUAUGGCGGAUCGGGAUGUGGCCGAGCGAGAUCGCAUGUGGAAUCUCGUCUGGAGGCCAGAUAUUGACCUUCUAACACGACCCGAGGUGGAUCAGUGGUGCGCGGAAACACUACGACCGGACGGGGAACCGACUGAUUUCUAUCGAGAUCUGUCCUUCUUGCAUUACGCCUCGUUGAAACAGACUGUGAUUGACGUGGCUAUCGGUAAUCUGUCGCCUCAGCCACCCCAUCUGCAGGAGUAUGUGCGCUGGGCCCAGGGACAAGUCGAGCACAUUGAAUCGGGCCAGUUACCGCACUGGCAGUCUACGUGGGAAUCACUGGCUCGAGAUGUUGAGUACCGUCGAGCGGUCGAAGACAGACUGGAGCAGACCAAUGCCGAAGGCAAAGCCCAUGUUGUCGUUGCUCGUCAUCUGGAGCAGAUUCUGCGCGGCGAUAUGGACCCGCUGGAGCUGCUUUUCGGAUCUCCCAUCUUGGAUGACCUGUAUGCGGAGCUCAGCAACGACAACAACAGUUUCGACCAGCUAGACCGCUACCUCCGACUGUACUCGCACAAGUACCCCAAUUCCCGCUACUUGGAGAUUGGAGCCGGAACUGGCGGCACCACCGCGCCAGUGUUGCGCUCUCUUGUUGGGGAGGGCGACCCUGAGAUCACGGGGGCGUUGUAUCAGGACUUCACCUACACGGACAUCUCCGAGGCCUUUUUCGAUUCAGCGAAAGCCCGCUUCGCCAAGUAUCCCGAUCUCGCGUUCCAGCGAUUGGACGUGGAGCAGCCCCUGGCAGAUCAGGGCUACACCCUUGGCUCGUACGACGUGAUCGUGGCGGCCAAUGUCCUGCAUGCCACCAGCGACUUGAUGGCCACACUUCAGAAUGUAGAAAGGUUGCUAAAACCGGGGGGCAAGUUGAUACUGUUCGAAUUUACCAACCCGGACCUGGGACGGAGUGGAUUCAUCAUGGGCCUGCUGCCCGGCUGGUGGCUCAGCACUGAAUCUUACCGCACGCGGGGGCCCUGCGUGUCGCCUUCCACCUGGAGCACGGUUCUGGAGGAGGCUGGGUUUACGGGAAUUGAGCAUGAGUUCCGCGACUACAAUAGCGACGGGUGUCAUGAACUAAGUAUGCUCAUCAGCAUAAAGAAGCCCAGCACCAGCCCCCUGCAGCAGCUUCUCCCCUCGACUGUGAAUAUUGUAACGGGCACUUCAACCAGCGAGGCUGGAUAUGCCAACGCCCUCGAGCGUCAGCUGCGGGAGAAAGGAAUUGCCAGUCGACUCGUCUCCAUGGACCAGAUCCAAAGCGCGAGCCUGGGUGCAGAUGCUCUGACGAUCGUAACGUCUGACUGGGACCUCAACCGACCAUUUCUUCAGGAUUUGAGCGCCAAGGACUUUGGUGCACUGCAGCACCUCGUCGGACAGAGUCGGAACUUGGUCUGGCUGACCCCCACGGUGGAUGACGGCUCCGCUGCCCCCGAAUAUAACAUGAUCACGGGCCUAGCGCGCGUGUGCCAUGCUGAAGUGGAAGGACAGAGGUUCAUGCGUGUCGGGACUGAGCCCGGUGCAGAGCCCACCCCUAGCCAGGUCCACGGCCUUUUGGGAGCGAUCCAGCAGAUGCUGGCCGGGACUCCAGAUACAUAUGAGAUGGAAUUCGAGCAACGGGGCGGGCUGUUUCACAUCAACCGGCUGCAACUCGACGCGAUCUGUCAGGAAGAGGUGCAUCAGAUCCAGAACCCACGCACACCGCGGGACCUCGCAUGGCAGGAUGCUCCUCCGUUGAAACUGGUCACCGAUACGCCCGGUCUCCUGGAGUCGCUGACUUUCGUCGAAGACGAGGAGCACAGCUCGCCUCUGGCAGAGGAUGAAGUUGAGAUCGAAUUUCGGGCUGUAGGUUUGAAUUUCAAAGACUGUUUGAUUGCCCUGGGUCGUGUGCCCGCAGACACCCUCGGAAACGAAUGCUCCGGGGUUGUCGUUCGUGUCGGCAGCGCCUGCCAGGACCGCUUCCAGAUCGGAGACCGAGUGUGUAUGUCAACAGUAGAAGCAUUCAAAACCUAUGCACGCAGCAAAGCCCAAUGCGUCUGUCCGCUGCCGGACAGCAUCAGCUUCACCGAGGGGGCCGCCAUUCCCACGCAGUUCGUCACGGCUUGGACGAGUCUCGUAGAGAUCGGGCGUCUGGCCCGAAGAGAGAGGGUUCUCAUUCACGCGGGCACCGGUGGCACUGGGCAAGCAGCAGUCCAGAUCAGUCAGUACUUGGGAGCGGAGGUCUUCGUGACGGUGGGUUCGGAAGCCAAGAAGCAAGUGCUUAUGACAAUGUACAACAUCCCAGAGGACCACAUCUUCUACAGUCGUGACACGUCCUUCGCCACGGGCAUCAAGAACAUUACCCAGGGGCGUGGAGUCCAUGUCGUGCUGAACUCGUUGUCCGGGGACAGUUUGCUCGCGUCCUGGGACUGUCUGACGCCCUAUGGUCGGUUCGUGGAGAUUGGCAAGAAGGACAUUCUGGACAAUGCACGCUUGCCCAUGUUGCAUUUUAACAUGGGCGUCAGUUUCUCGGCUUUCGACGGCUCUAUCUGGAUGGUCGAACGUCCAGAUCAAGCCGAGCGUGGGAUCCGGACCAUCAUGGAGCUGUUCCAGAAGGGUAUCUUCCAUGUCGCUCGUCUGUUGCAAGUUUGCCCUGUCUCAGAUGUGCAUUGCGCGUUUGCGACCUUGGCAGAUGGAAAGACGAGUGGCAAGACUGUGGUUGAGAUCACCCCUACCGCUGUUGUUCCAACCAUCAUCACUCGCAAGCCGACAUACGUCUUCCCCACCGACGCAACCUACGUGCUCGCCGGCGGAUUCGGCGGUAUCGGACGCAGCAUCGCCCGCUGGAUGGCCGAUCGAGGGGCUCGCAAUCUGCUGAUCCUGUCCCGGUCAGGCCCUAAGACCCCCGAGGCAACCAGCCUGGUAGACGAGCUCCGGAGCACCGGCAUCAACAUCCAAGCACCCGCAUGCGACAUUACCAACGCCGAUGCCCUGCAGCUCGUCCUCGACGAAUGCCUCCAAACCAUGCCCCCAAUCCGGGGAUGUAUCCAAGCCUCAAUGGUCCUCCAAGAUACCCUCCACAGCACCAUGACCCACACCCAAUGGACCGCAGCCGUAAACCCCAAAGUCACCGGCUCACGCAACCUUGACGCCCUCCUCCCCGGCGGAAUGGACUUCUUCAUCCUUCUCGCCUCCGUCUCCGGCAUCGCCGGCCAACGCGGCCAAUCCAACUACGCCGCCGGCAACACCUACCAAGACAGUCUCGCGCGCCACCGCAUCACACGCGGCGAACCCGCCACCAGCAUAGACCUCGGCGCCAUGGUCGACAACGGCUUCCUCGCCCAGAACCAAUCCAUCCGAGACCGUCUCCUAGGCGGCGGCUCCAUGGUCCCCAUCACCCGAGCCCAGUUCCUCUCCCUCCUCGACUACCACUGCGACCCGGCAAACAAACCCACCCUGACCACCUGCCAAACCAUCUUCGGAAUCAAUUCCCCGCAGGCCAUGCAUGCCCGAGGCCUCGACGAACCCAGCUGGAUGCAACGACCCAUGUUUGGUUUCUUGCACCGCGUACCCGCCACCACCGGACAUCAGACAUCCGCUGACGCGGCUGGGGGGAAUAGGGCACGGGACUUCCGGGCCGAGUUCGCGCAGGCAAAGACACUCGACGAGGGAGCGUUGAUUGUUGCCACUGGACUGAUUGCCAAGUUAGUGCGGAGUUUGUCCGGGUUAGAGGAGGAGGAUGUAGAGGUGAGUAAGCCGGUCGUGAGUUGUGGGGUGGAUUCGUUGCUGGCGGUGGAAAUUAGGAGUUGGUUUGCGAAGGUGUUUCAGGCGGAUAUACCUACUUUUGAGAUUCUGGGUGGGUUGAGUUUUGAGAGGUUGGGGAGGUUGGUUGCUACGAGGAGUGGGUUGGGGAGGGGGUGGGUUGGUUGA
Molecule: messenger RNA, 7500 nt
Organism: Aspergillus sclerotioniger CBS 115572
Lineage: Eukaryota; Fungi; Ascomycota; Eurotiomycetes; Eurotiales; Aspergillaceae
Product: type I polyketide synthase
Exons: 14
Coding region: 1-7500 (2499 amino acids)
Biological process (GO): fatty acid biosynthetic process; secondary metabolite biosynthetic process
Molecular function (GO): fatty acid synthase activity; oxidoreductase activity; phosphopantetheine binding
Source: RefSeq, a predicted model, not a curated record